Molecule: messenger RNA, 432 nt
Organism: Adineta steineri
Lineage: Eukaryota; Metazoa; Rotifera; Eurotatoria; Adinetida; Adinetidae
Source: the annotation of a GenBank genome assembly
AUGGAUGGAAUCUUGAUCAUUACCUAUGGAUUUACUCUUCAAACAUCAUCAAUAAGUUUAUGUAGAUUUUCAUCUUUUUUUAAUUAUUUUACUUGUCAAUCUUCAGCUUGGCUUCGAAUAUUUAUUUGUCUUGAUCGAUAUUUAUCCUUAAGUUGUCUCCAACCUACAUGGUUCCAUCGUCCAAAAAAUACAUUUAUUAUUAUAAUAUGUAUUCUUGUAUUUUUUAUUUUAUUCAAUGCUAUAUUCUUCGUCUACGGAUGUUCUUAUAAAACAGAUGGUACUAUACAAGUUCAUUCAUGGGCAUUUUCAAUCUAUCCUCUAUGGGAUUAUAUUAAUUUAGGUGUAUAUAAUUGUAUUCCAUUUCUAUUAAUGGUUAUAUUUAAUAGUGGUGUUAUUUAUCAUUUAAUAACAUUUGGAAAAUUUCGUCGAUAA